AUCUCUGGAAACAUGGCUACAGAACAUGUUAAUGGAAAUGGUACUGAAGAGCCCAUGGAUACUACUUCUGCAGUUAUCCAUUCAGAAAAUUUUCAGACAUUGCUUGAUGCUGGUUUACCACAGAAAGUUGCUGAAAAACUAGAUGAAAUUUACGUUGCAGGGCUGGUUGCACAUAGCGAUUUAGAUGAAAGAGCUAUCGAAGCUUUAAAAGAAUUCAAUGAAGACGGCGCAUUGGCAGUUCUUCAGCAGUUUAAAGACAGUGAUCUCUCUCAUGUUCAGAACAAAAGUGCCUUUUUAUGUGGAGUCAUGAAGACUUAUAGGCAGAGAGAAAAACAGGGGACCAAAGUUGCAGAUUCUAGCAAAGGACCAGAUGAAGCAAAAAUUAAGGCACUCUUGGAAAGAACAGGCUACACACUCGAUGUGACCACUGGACAGAGGAAGUAUGGGGGACCGCCUCCAGAUUCCGUUUAUUCAGGUCAGCAGCCUUCUGUUGGCACUGAGAUAUUUGUGGGGAAGAUUCCAAGAGAUCUGUUUGAGGAUGAACUUGUUCCAUUAUUUGAAAAAGCUGGACCUAUAUGGGAUCUUCGUUUAAUGAUGGAUCCACUAACAGGUCUCAAUAGAGGUUAUGCGUUUGUCACUUUUUGUACAAAAGAAGCAGCUCAGGAGGCUGUUAAACUGUAUAAUAAUCACGAAAUUCGUUCUGGAAAACACAUUGGUGUCUGCAUCUCGGUUGCCAACAACAGGCUUUUUGUGGGCUCUAUUCCUAAGAGUAAAACCAAGGAACAGAUUCUUGAAGAAUUUAGCAAAGUAACAGAGGGUCUUACAGACGUCAUUUUAUACCACCAACCAGACGACAAGAAAAAAAACAGAGGCUUUUGUUUCCUUGAAUAUGAAGAUCACAAAACAGCUGCGCAGGCAAGACGUAGGUUAAUGAGUGGUAAAGUCAAGGUCUGGGGAAAUGUUGGAACUGUUGAAUGGGCUGAUCCUAUAGAAGACCCCGAUCCUGAGGUUAUGGCAAAGGUAAAAGUGCUGUUUGUACGCAACCUGGCUAAUACUGUAACAGAAGAGAUUUUAGAAAAGGCAUUUAGUCAGUUUGGGAAACUGGAACGAGUGAAGAAAUUAAAAGAUUAUGCUUUCAUUCAUUUUGAUGAACGAGAUGGUGCUGUCAAGGCUAUGGAAGAAAUGAAUGGCAAAGACUUGGAGGGAGAAAAUAUUGAAAUUGUUUUUGCUAAGCCACCAGAUCAGAAAAGGAAAGAAAGAAAAGCUCAGAGGCAAGCUGCAAAGAAUCAAAUGUAUGAUGAUUACUACUAUUAUGGUCCGCCUCAUAUGCCCCCUCCAACAAGAGGUCGAGGGCGUGGAGGCAGAGGUGGUUAUGGAUAUCCUCCAGAUUAUUACGGAUAUGAAGAUUAUUAUGAUUAUUAUGGCUAUGAUUACCAUAACUAUCGUGGUGGAUAUGAAGAUCCUUACUAUGGUUAUGAAGAUUUUCAAGUUGGAGCUAGAGGAAGGGGUGGUAGAGGAGCAAGGGGUGCUGCUCCAUCCAGAGGUCGCGGGGCUGCUCCUCCCCGUGGUAGAGCCGGUUAUUCACAGAGAGGAGGUCCUGGAUCAGCAAGAGGCGUUCGUGGUGCGAGAGGAGGUGCCCAACAACAAAGAGGCCGCGGGGUACGUGGUGCGAGGGGUGGCCGCGGUGGAAAUGUAGGAGGAAAGCGCAAAGCUGAUGGGUACAACCAGCCAGAUUCCAAGCGGCGCCAGACCAAUAAUCAGAACUGGGGCUCCCAACCCAUUGCUCAGCAACCGCUCCAAGCAGGGAAAAGGGGUCGAGGCCGGUCCUGACCUGUUACAAUGAAGACUGACUUGCUAUGUGGGAUUACACCAGAAGCUUGCAGUGGAGUAAUGGUAAGGAAAUCAAGCAACCUUAAAUAUCUCGGCUGUAUAGGAGCAUAUUCUAUUGCAGAAGACCUUCCUAUGAAGAUCAUGGAAUCAAAUACAGGACAUUGAACUAAUACUUGGACUUUGAUAUGAAUUUCUUUAACAAUUUUCUCUGCAGUGCAAGUUAUUAAACUAAAGCUACUCUAUUUUCCAAAUGUGUUCCAACAGAAAUUCUUCAUAACUUCUAGCAUGGUAUCUUAAUAAAGAAUAAAGUUCUUCUCUUUAAAAAAUCUGCUCUAAGUAGAUUUUUCCCCUGUUUUUUUAAAUUAAGGAUCCCAGCAUUGGUUUUCUGAAAUAUUCUCUUGAAUUUGUGCAUUUAAAUUUUAUUGCAGUGGUAUAGAUGAAUGCCAUUGUUGGUAUCCUUAACUUUUAUUUCUGCUCACCAAGGUUAAUCAUGAUUGUCUAUAUCUUUUUUAUAGUAAUCACUUUUGAAUUGUGUUCAGAUAUGCAGUUUCAGGUGUAAUCAUCAGAGCUGGUUAGUCAGGCAUUCCAGAUAGUGGUUCUUUUCAGAACCUUUUUUAAAGGGUUGGUUAACUACCUCAGUAGCAGAGGAUUGAACUAUACCCUGUCUGUACUGUACAUAGAAAAUCUUUGUAGAUAAAAGCAAGGCUUGUUAAAUGAUAUGAGGGUAAGAUUUUAAAUAUACCAAAUGUAACAUUCUUAGUUGCCUUUAGUUUCAGAGGCUUGUAAGACUUCCUCAUGAACAUCAUAACAGGCCUUGCUUUUGUCGUAUUUUGUGGCUGAAAAAGCAGCCUUGCUUCUUCAGAUAUUGUAGUUAUUUGGAUGUAUAAUAGUUUAGCAAGAUGUUACUUUUGUAAGACAUCAGAUGUUCAAAAAAAGUGCAUCCGAACUUGUACUAAAUACUGCAGUGUCCCUUUAUAAAAAGUCAGACUAAAACUGACAGUUGUACAGCAAAGCCUGACAUUUGGAUAUUUUGAAGUUUUUUCAUAAAUCAUAGAAAUUAGUAUAUGGCUGUAGUUUAGCUUUUUAGGUAAAAGGUAUGUUUCAUUAGUGCAUUUCUUACUGCUGAUCACUGCAAAAAUGUGAAUCAGCUUUCCAUUUCUUAUGCAGGUCAUGAUAACUUGUAGAAUAGAGUACAAUCAUUUGUGCUAUGUUUUUAAUUUUCUAAAGCACCUUGAUGACAGUGAGUGUUAAGUGGUGAAGCAUCCUCUAUUGAAUCACCCUCAAAAUUUUUUGCCAAGUCCUAAAUUGAUAGCUUAAAGUCAAAAGUGAAAUUAUAGUUUAAUUAGGACUUGGUAUAAAGAAAUCCCUUUUCCCCUUCCCCAAAGGGAUACUGCAGUUAUAUCACAUACCCAAUAGGCACCAUGACGAAGAUCAGAGCUUAUACUUAAUUAAGGUUUUAUACACACCAGUUUCCCCAGUAAAUGCAAAUUUAACAAGAAAAUUAGACAUGUCAUAUGUUCAAAAUGCUCAUGGCAAACAAUCAUUUUGCAUUCCUGCAAAUAAAAUUGUUUUAUACUGUAAGCUGGAGGCGAGUGUAACUUAUUUUUGUAAUAAAGUUUUUAUUUUUUUUAUGUGUCAUUAAUAUAAAUGUGUGUUAGUGUAGAAAUAUUCUGGUUUAAAAACUUAGAAAUGCACACAUUUCAGUAUGUUUAUUUGUACUUACAUAAUUUUAGAUAGUGGUUGCCAAUAGCCUGUAUGUUUCACAUUAAUUGGUUUUUUAUGUUAUCUUAAUAAACCAUUUUAGUAUGUUGUAUGUCAGUUACUGGGAUAGCUGGGACAUAGAGUGUAAUUUAAAAUUUGUCAAUAAGUAUUCAUUGGAAUAUAUGUAAAUGUGCCUUGCCGGUUAUUGAAACAUUACCUACAAAAUGAGUAUGGGGUGACAAAAAUUAGUUCCUGGUGCUUAAUGAAACUUUUUGCCACUGAUUUUAUAUAUUACCCCGUGCUUUUUUAAAGUACAUCUCUCAAAUCUUAGUGUAAGUUUGAGGGCUACACAAAACAUUUACAUUUCAUUCUAACAUAAAAUGAGUAAUAGGUUGUGGAAAGUGGGUAAACUAAAUGUAGCCUUCAGUAAAAUUGAAUCUCAGUGUAAUCCUUGGUGCUGGCACUUCCCAGGUCCAAGGAGUUAAAUGAUCCCAUCAAAGAGGUCAUUGCCAUGCCUAUUGGCACUUUACUGUCAUACCCUUUUUAAGGGACACUGUCAAGGUGUUUAAGUUAAUUCUCAGAAUUAUUUGUUGGGAUUUUAGAACAGGUUUGUUUGACUUAAGUAAGAACUGCAUUGUCAAAGUUGAAAGAUGAACAUUUUUGUGAGUUCACAAAUGUGUUCUUAAGAAAAUAUUAAAAUACGGAGCUGUGGGUUUCCAAGACUAUUUGGCAUUCUUAGUUUGGGGAUUUGGGAGGAAAAGCUGAUAUUAAAAAAAUUUGUGAAGAAUUGAUGGGUAAUGUAAACAGUGGUGAUUAAAUAUAUACACACUCAAGUGAAAUUACUUGACAGUGUUCAUUUGACUAACUUUGAAUUUAAGCCAUUAUAAUUACUUUUAAAAUUAAAUAAUCAUUUGCACUGUUCUGAUAAUGGGUGCAGUUUUUGAGCAAUAUAAUCAGAGCUAAAUAUGCAUGUAGUGAUUAGUGAUGUGAACAAUUAAGUACUGAGAAGAAAUACUAACUGGUAUUUUCAAACUUAAAUUUCUGUAGUAAAAUCAGUAUCAAACUCUUAUCAGAUCAAGGAAAACAGGCAAUGCAUAUAAACAUACUUUUGAAUGUUGUGUGGCCUAUAAAGCAAUAAUGCAAUUUUUAUGGAAUGUCAUGGGAUAUGAGAAAUGGAAAUGCAAAAAUAACUAAUCCUUUAGUAAAAAUGUCAACAUGUUAAAAAGGGGAAUGUUAACUAAUGUAGGUUAUUGAUAUUUGUGAUUUGUUUAUGGGUUCUUGGCUUUGACAGCUUCAAAGAAUGGAUAGAUGACAAGUUAAAAGAAAUUUUGUAUAUAAUUGUCAAGGAAUGGGUCUUAAAUCUAAGAAUCGAGUCCCUUCCUUGGGGUGAAAAUGUAUCCUUAAAGCAUUCUGAUUGUUGAAAAAUAACAAAACUUGAGUUACCUAACCAAAGCAGACGCAAGAUUUUGUUUCUGCAGACUACUUGGCAAUCAAAAGUGAUCAUCACUUUAGUUAAUCAGUUUUCAGAAAGUUGCUUUGUGAGAAAAUUCUGUUAGAUAUAUUCUCCCAAUCAUGCAUUUUGUGGGAGGUUUUCCAGCAUUGUGAUUGAAUCAGAUGUUAGAAAUGAAUGGGGGGUUUAGCACAAAAAGCGGUUGCACACUCAUGACGGCCAUUGUUGUAGCAUCAUGAGAAAUCUACCAAUGACUGCAAGUCUGAUUUAAUGAUUUACACUUUCUUCAUGAUAAAAUAGGAAUAGCAUACAUAGGAAUGGAUUUAUGGGGUGACCUCGGGUAUUCACUUGUAUGAAUCUGUUUGAAAAGAUUUAAUGAGGGUGAAUAUCAUGCUAGAUGGGCAAAAUUGUCACAUUCAGGACAGCUGUUUUGACUGCUAAGCCAAAAGUCACUGUUCAGAAACAUAGGAAAAAAAGACCAAACAGAGCAUGACAUAUAGUCUAUUUAAGGGGAGAAAUUACAGAGUAGGACUUAUGCAUUUAGGUGAGGGAGCUACCCCCCUAGAGUAAAUGAUUGCUCAGGUUCCUAAAACUUCAAGAAUACCCACCAUGGUCAUUUUCUCCCCAGUGAUAUAUACCAUAAACUUUUGAUCUGACCAUAGGAAUUCAAUGGUGGGUUGAAAAUGAAUCAAGACAUAACAAUACAUAAAAUGAACAGACUUGUGGGGAUAAUGUUUUAAAGUGUAGUAUUAAUUACUCAGUCAUACCACUCAAUAAAUAGGGCAUGCCACUACUUUUCUUAAGAUGCUAAUUAUCAGCCAGUGUUCAAAGACAUUUUUAACUGUGGGCAAAUUAGUGGAUGGACUUUUUUGUCUGUCACUUUUUAAAAAAGUACUUAAGAUACAAGUUUUAUUAGUACCACAGUCUGCCUUCAGUAAUAUGCCUAAAAUAUUUUUCAGGGCCAGGAGCAUUCAGUUGAAAGAAAAUCUUUUUUACAACUGCAAAAUAGUAUUAAAACUAAUGCCCUGGUCCAAGAUUAGGUUUUUAAUGAUAUUAACAGUAGUCUGAUAAACAUCUAGAAGUCUGGCAUUGAGAAACAAAAGCUUGUACCUGACUAGUAUUUUUAUUUAAAAAAAUUAGUUCUGUUAGCUUAUUUAAAUUCUCUUACAUUUAUUUAUCUGUAGAAUUUAUAUUUAUUUCAUUCCUUUUAUCUCACUGAAAACUGUCUGCAGGCUCUUUGAUUUGGAUUAGAUGUGUGAAGUACUGUCUUUUGCCAAAAACCUCAAAAUUACCUGUUCUUUUCAACGUAGUGGGUUUGUGCUUGUUUGGAGAUCAGUUCAAAAACUAUCUGUACUAUCUGUACUGCCUCUGAUGUUAAGAUUUUAUGUAUAGCAUAAGGAAGCUAGCUCUGACUAUAUUUUCCUAAGAAUAAAGACCUAUUUUUGUAGCAUG
Messenger RNA from Bubalus bubalis (water buffalo), 6433 nucleotides. RefSeq names its product synaptotagmin binding cytoplasmic RNA interacting protein (gene SYNCRIP). Lineage: Eukaryota; Metazoa; Chordata; Mammalia; Artiodactyla; Bovidae. The record is from RefSeq and is a predicted model, not a curated record. Bases 13 to 1830 code for a protein of 605 amino acids. Gene Ontology annotation, molecular function: mRNA 5'-UTR binding. Gene Ontology annotation, cellular component: nucleus; ribonucleoprotein complex; CRD-mediated mRNA stability complex. The transcript is spliced from 11 exons. Gene Ontology annotation, biological process: CRD-mediated mRNA stabilization.